CCUCCCCCCGCUUCCAUCCAGGCCCAAAUCCAAUCCCCACAGCGCCAAAUCCCUCCUCGAUUACUCCUCCCCCCAACCGCCCUCAGCGAAAGCCCCAAAGCUACUCCGUACCACACAUCGAGCGAGCGCCGGGCACUCGUCCCCUUCUUCCUCCUAGUAGUCAUAUUCUAUCUAGGUCUCAGCCUGCGUACGCGGCGGCAGAUCGGGCACAUGGACGGCAGCGGCGUCGACGCGGCGCUGGGCCUCGUCGCGUGGUGGGGCUCCGUGCGGGGCUUCUUCACGCCGGCCACGCUGUUCCUCGUCGUCAACCUCGUCAUCGGCACCAUCGCGCUCACGUCCCGCUCCCGCCGCCGCAACCCCGACUCCCCACACCACCAACGCCACCAGCACCAACACCAACAGCAGCAGGAGGAGGACGAUGAGAACCAUCCCUACUACGACCAGCAGCACCCGCAGCAGCAGGAGGAGGAGCGGUACGUGGACCCGCCGGCGCCGGCGCCGCUGGCGCGCACGUCGUCGGUGCUGGACCGGCUACGUUCCAUCGGCCUCUACCGCUUCCGCUCCGGCGACUUCCCGCCCGAGUACGCCGCCCCCGCCCCCGACCACGCAGGAGCCGUGACGGUGACGGCCGGGGACGCCGCUCACUACUCCCGGAGCCGGUCCGAGCCCGCGCACGCGCCUGCGCCGUCGCCGCGGGAGAAGACGAGGAAGAGGGCUUCGGCGGCGGGGGUCCCGCCGAGGAUGAGAAAGUCGUCGAGCAGCUCCUCGCAGGCGAGGAAGAAUGCCGCGGCGUCCGCGAGGGCCGCGGAAUGGGCGGCGGUGCGCGCGGAGGAGGAGGAGGAGGAGCAGGCCGUCGUGGACGCGAGGGCGGAGGAGUUCAGCGACAGCUUCAUGCCUUCUUCGCCGCCGGCGCAGCAGCAACAGCAAAAGCAACAGCAGCAGGAGGAGGAGGAGGUCUACUACCGGGAAGAGUACGUCCCUCCUCUGCGGCCGACGAGGGCGGCGGCGGCGCCGCUGGCGCGCGCGCCUUCCGUGCUCGAGCGCCUCCGGUCCUUCAGCCUCUACCGCUUCACCUCCGGCGACCUCGCCGCCGAAGCGGCCCCCGCGGCGGAAGAGGCGCACUACGGCAGGAGCCAGUCGGAGCGGCAGAGCAAGAAGGGGAAGAGCCAGCAGGGGGCGGAUGCGGAGGAGAGGAGGAUGACCAAGUCGAGUUCAGAGGCGAGGAAGCCAGCGCCGGCACCGGAGGAGCCGGCGGAGCAAGGCGUGGACGCGCGCGCGGACGACUUCAUCAACAGCUUCAGGCAGCAGCUCAAGCUGCAGCGGCUCAACUCGCUGCUCAACUACAAGGAGAUGCUCAACCGCGGGUCCAAGUAGCUAGGCCGCCGGAGAAGAAGAAGAAGAAGAAUACUAGAUUCUGCUGCACUGUCUUAAUCUUAAUCUUACUCCCCCGAUCGAGUCUUAGCGACUGAUUGCUGCUAAAAAUUAAUCACAUGUGAGCGAGGUUUGUAGUAUACUCCUACAUUGGUGCUAAUUAAACUCUUGAUUUUUCUCUCU
Molecule: messenger RNA, 1554 nt
Organism: Brachypodium distachyon (stiff brome)
Lineage: Eukaryota; Viridiplantae; Streptophyta; Magnoliopsida; Poales; Poaceae
Exons: 1
Coding region: 211-1374 (387 amino acids)
Source: RefSeq, a predicted model, not a curated record